Messenger RNA from Alligator sinensis (Chinese alligator), 1131 nucleotides. RefSeq names its product olfactory receptor 4E1-like. The transcript is spliced from 3 exons. Gene Ontology annotation, biological process: G protein-coupled receptor signaling pathway. Gene Ontology annotation, molecular function: olfactory receptor activity; G protein-coupled receptor activity. The coding region runs from base 28 to 1131 and encodes 367 amino acids. The record is from RefSeq and is a predicted model, not a curated record. Lineage: Eukaryota; Metazoa; Chordata; Crocodylia; Alligatoridae. Gene Ontology annotation, cellular component: membrane.
AAGAGGCUGGGACUGGACAGGGACCACAUGGGCCCAAACAAAGCUCCCCACAGCCUGGGACAAGCUGUUGCCAUGACAGGCUGUGCUGACGCGAACACAGGAGGUUUUAUAUUUGGAGAGGAACAAAAGAACUCUGCAGGCGUGGGCCGGCAAGCAAUGCUCCUCACGCCGUCACCCCCUGGGACAAGAAUGGGCAAGGCGGCGACCCUGAACCAAACAAUGGUGAGGGAAUUCAUCCUGGUAGGGCUGUCCUCCAACCCCACAAUGCAGAGAGUCCUCUUCAUGGUCUUCCUACCUCUCUACCUACUGACCCUGGCUGGGAAUAUCCUUGUUUUAGUAACCAUUGUCCAUGACCGGCAGCUCCACUCGCCCAUGUACUUCUUCCUCAGCAACCUCUCCUUCAUCGACAUCUGCCAUGCCUCUGUCACAGUGCCUAAGAUGCUGGUUGACUUCCUCUCUGCAGAAAAGACCAUCUCCUUUGGGGGCUGUGUGGCCCAGAUGUUCUUCCUCCACCUCUUCACCUGCACUGAGAUCUUCCUCCUCACCGUCAUGGCCUAUGACCGCUACGUGGCCAUCUGCCACCCACUGCAGUACCUCACUAUUAUGAGCCGCCGUGUCUGCCUGCAGCUGACUGGCGUGCUAUGGCUGGGUGGGACAGUGCACUCCUUAGCCCUCACAAGCAUGACCAUCAAGCUGCCUUAUUGCGGGCCCCGGGAGGUGGACAACUUCUUCUGUGACGUGCCGCCUGUGAUCAAGCUGGCCUGCACAGACACCUAUGUUAUCGAGGUGCUCAUUGUCUCCAACUCAGGACUUAUCUCUGUGGUCUGCUUUGUGGUGCUCGUGGUCUCCUAUGGGGUCAUCCUGACCUCACUGAGGAGCCGCCUCUCCAUGGGGAAGCGCAAGGCACUGUCCACCUGUGCAGCCCACCUGACGGUUGUCACACUCUUCCUGGGUCACUGCAUCUUCAUCUACUCCCGCCCCUCCACCAGCCUGGCCGAGGACAAGGUUGUGUCAGUCUUCUUUACAGCCAUCACCCCACUGCUCAACCCCAUCAUCUACACCCUGCGCAAUGAGGACAUGAAGAGGGCUCUCAACAAGCUGAUGGGGGGUAAAGUGGAUGCGGAGAAGUAA